Molecule: messenger RNA, 695 nt
Organism: Schistocerca americana (American grasshopper)
Lineage: Eukaryota; Metazoa; Arthropoda; Insecta; Orthoptera; Acrididae
Exons: 3
Coding region: 260-577 (105 amino acids)
Source: RefSeq, a predicted model, not a curated record
AUUCACAGUUGAUUUUGAACAACUGACCGACGAGGAAUGGAACAUCUGCUCAGAACUCUGCUCUGUGUUGAAGCCAUUUGCACAGGUUUCAACACAGCUUAGUGCUGAGUCAUAUCCUACUGGCAGCCAAGUUAUUGUUCUGACAAGGGGAUUAUUAUCAGUGUGUGCAGAACUUUUGAAACGGCCAUUUAACAGUGUGACAAGGACUAUCAUUGAAGAAUUAACAAAAGGCCUGAAGGACCGUUUCCACAAUGUAGAGAUGAGCAAAUCUAUAGGAGUAGCCACUCUACUAGAUCCACACUUUAAAUCUCUUGUGUUUCAAAGCCGAGUUGCAGCAGAUAAUGCAAAGAAACAGCUUAUUGAACUAGUAGCACAAAAGAUGGGUGACAGAAGACUGACAAACACAGGCCAGAGCCAUGAAACUGUGUCAACUUCAACCACCACUGAUCCCUUGUCAGUAUGGGGUGUCUAUGAUGCAAUUGUAAAAUCAACACAGCCCCAGGGCACUCCUCAGUCAGCUGCUAUUGUGGAAGUACAAAGUAGUGGAUUCGAGAGGCACACCAACACCAGCAGAUGAGUCUCAGUUUAAUACUUGGGAUAUUAUAACAGUAAGGUAAUUCUAGUUUGGGUACAUUUUUGGCAGAUUUGAUCUCUCCCUUAAAAUGGCGAUAUAACUGUAGGGCAUAGCAUAUAUU